Molecule: messenger RNA, 1586 nt
Organism: Drosophila mojavensis
Lineage: Eukaryota; Metazoa; Arthropoda; Insecta; Diptera; Drosophilidae
Exons: 6
Coding region: 426-1223 (265 amino acids)
Source: RefSeq, a predicted model, not a curated record
UAGAUUUUGAUGAAUGUGCGCACGAUGACUUCAACGAUUGUUUCGUCCACGCCCACUGUUUUAAUUUGGUAGGCAGUUAUACCUGCAGCUGCCCAGAUGGCUAUGUUGACACUUCCGAUAAUCCCGUUUAUCCUGGUCGUCAUUGCUCAGAUGAGAUUAUUGGGUGCGAUAAAUGUAACUACCAUGGCCAUUGUGUGACGUCGAAUAUAAUAUUGAAUGAAACUUCAGUAUGUGAAUGCUUUGCUUGGCAUGCGGGAGCAAAGUGUCAACUGAAUUUGAAGAUAUUGCUGAUUAGCCUGAUUGCGAUUGGUACAGUUUUUAUCUUGUUGGUGGUCUGUACGCUGCUGAUCUAUACGAAGCGCAAAACCUAUGGAGGAACUAGGACGAUACCUAUUUUUAUAAACACAUCCAAUUAUCAUCCAAGUAUGUUGACUUCAUCUAGCAACAAGUCAGAAUUGUCCUCUGUAGCUCAUAUGCGCAAAUCAAGCAUGGACAAGCGUAACAUUUUGAGUGAUUCAAAUAGCGAAUCGAGUCACAAUGCAGAACAGUAUUCAACAUUUAAGGAAUCAGAGAAGGCGGUUCAAUCGGAUCGAUCACUUACUGUAAUGAUUCCACGAGCUAAAUACUACCAUCCAUCGGUCCUACCUCACACACAGCAAUUAACACAACACGAAUUGACGUUAAGCGAGGUUGAUAGUACUCCAUUAUCCAAAGCAACUCAAAAUGAUAUCAAAACUAAAUAUAAAAUUGCUGAUCCACCGGUAAAGUCCUCUAGUAAAGAGUGUGGCGCAUUGGUCUCUGCCGGCUUUGAGGUCUCUGCAAUCGUCAGCGAUCGGCCAGCUCAAUUGAAUAACACAAUGAUCGACUGCAAAAAAAAUGCAGCUACAACUGAUUGCGAAUCAUCUCAAGCACAACAAAUGUCUAUAGAAAGCUUAAAGGACCUUUUAGAUUCAAAGGAGGAUUUUCAUAGAAUGCAAUCUUGGAUGAGAAAUAUCCAUAGCACUGAAAUAUCAGCUGAUAUACGUUCAUUCGAUGAAACAACUGUUCACCCUGUUACCAAAUCUAUUCAUCUAUGUUUUGAAAAGCGAACGCGAAGCAAUACAAUUGAGGAGGCGAACACAAUGGCUGAGAGGGACCUUGGCUCUACAUUUUUACUGCCGCAUACACAUCUUUACAAGCCAGAAAAGCUCGAGAGUGACCUGUCUGGCUUUGACUCUCUGUGAAAAUCAAUGAUUGAUCAAUCAAACGUUAAUUCAAGAUCCCUACUAAAAUAUACAUAUGUAUUUAUCUCAUGGGUACUAUUUUUUGAACCCUAUUUAUAUGUAUGUUCUGAAAGUGUACUGGAGGAAAACCACUUUCUAAUGGAUUGUUUUCAUAUCGCAGACAAAAAAUUACGAGUUUAUCUUAAAGAAGUUUGCAUGGCUACGAGGAAUCUCUACUUGUCGUACACUGCCGGCUAAGCCACGAAUUUUGUUAUUUAUUAUAACGCAAAUGUGUUACUUAACUUAUACUUGCAACUUAAGCAAAAAAAAAAAAUAUUUAUAUAUAUAUGUAAUGUAAAUAUUGGACUAUCAAAUUGAAAUCAA